AUGUUACAAUUCUCUCCGGUCUGCCCUACUAAACAUCCGUUCCAUCUGAAGACCUCCAUCUUUUUCUCUCUUUCCUCUCAAUUCUCUCUCUUUCACCUCUCUCUCUCUUUUGUUCCAUCAUUCUUUUUUUCUCUCUCUCUCUCUUUCAUUUUCUACAUCUCGUCCAGGUCUUUCUUUCACCUCUCCUGUUUCCUUCAUUUUUCUCUCUCUCUAUUUUCCUCUUUCACUCUUUUGUUCCAUCAUUCUUUUUCUCUCUCUCUCUCUUUCAUUUUCUACAUCUCGUCCAGGUCUUUCUUUCACCUCUCCUGUUUCCUUCAUUUUUCUCUCUCUCUAUUUUCCUCUUUCACUCUUUUGUUCCAUCAUUCUUUUUCUCUUUCUCUCUUUCAUUUUCUACAUCUCUUCCAGGUCUUUCUUUUCAACUCUCCUGUUUCCUUCAUUUUUCUCUCUCUCUAUUUUCCUCUUUCACUCUUUUGUUCCAUCAUUCUUUUUCUCUCUUUCUCUCUUUCAUUUUCUACAUCUCUUCCAGGUCUUUCUUUCAACUCUCCUGUUUCCUUCAUUUUUCUCUCUCUCUAUUUUCCUCUUUCACUCUUUUGUUCCAUCAUUCUUUUUCUCUCUCUCUCUCUUUCAUUUUCUACAUCUCUUCCAGGUCUUUCUUUCAACUCUCCUGUUUCCUUCAUUUUUCUCUCUCUAUUUUCCUCUUUCCUCUUUUGUUCCAUCAUUCUUUUUCUCUCUCUCUCUCUUUCAUUUUCUACAUCUCUUCCAGGUCUUUCUUUCAACUCUCCUGUUUCCUUCAUUUUUCUCUCUCUCUAUUUUCCUCUUUCACUCUUUUGUUCCAUCAUUCUUUUUCUCUCUCUCUCUCUUUCAUUUUCUACAUCUCUUCCAGGUCUUUCUUUCACCUCUCCUGUUUCCUUCAUUUUUCUCUCUCUCUAUUUUCCUCUUUCACUCUUUUGCUACAUCAUUCUCUCACUCUCUCUAAUUCUUUUCAUGUGUCUCUCCUAA
Messenger RNA from Acanthosepion pharaonis, 999 nucleotides. The record is from the annotation of a GenBank genome assembly. Lineage: Eukaryota; Metazoa; Mollusca; Cephalopoda; Sepiida; Sepiidae.